This is a messenger RNA of Silurus meridionalis, 1978 nucleotides long. RefSeq names its product ankyrin repeat domain 1a (cardiac muscle) (gene ankrd1a). NCBI's taxonomy places the organism in Eukaryota, Metazoa, Chordata, Actinopteri, Siluriformes, Siluridae. Gene Ontology annotation, molecular function: protein binding. The record is from RefSeq and is a predicted model, not a curated record. The coding region runs from base 154 to 1068 and encodes 304 amino acids. The transcript has 9 exons.
GGAGAUCAGAUCUUUCUUCACGGAUAUCAGUGUUGAGUGAAAGACAAGAAGGAACGAUAGUGAGACAGACUGAGCACGAGAAGGAAAGAAAGAAAGGAAGAAAAAAAGAAAGACAGAAAGCAGGAAGAGAAUAAUUAAGGACAGAGUGCAGGAAUGGGAUUGCUCCGUGUUGCAGAUUUGGUGACGAGGGGAAGCAGCGAGGAGAAGGAGGCGGGACAUGUGUGUGUGGAGGUUGGAGAGUACGAGUCCGCCGUCACCCGAGAGAAACAGGACGGGACACACACACACUCACUCCUGAGUGACAACACACAAGAAACGCAACACAACUUUAAACUCAAUGUGGAUGUAUCAGGACAUCUGAAAUUAGAGACAGUUGAUGAUCUGUACAACAUCCUGCAGCUCAGACAGAGGAGGAAAGAGAGAAAGAGACAAAUACAUCAGAAACAACCUGAACCAGAGAUCCUGCCUGAAACAGUUGAUGAAUCAGCAUUUUUAACAGCUGCAGAAGAAAAUAAACUGACGGUGGUGGAGAAGUUUCUCUCUGAUGGGGGCGACCCAAACACCACUGAUCAUUUUAAGCGCUCUGCUCUGCAUAAAGCAUGUUAUCAAGGUCACGUGGACGUCAUGAAGAAACUCCUCGAGGCCGGAGCAUCCAUAGAGCACAAAGACAAGUUGGAUGCCACCGCAGUACACUGGGCAUGUCGAGGAGGCAGUCUUCCUGCACUGGAGCUGCUGCUUAAUGAAGGAGGAAAACUGGACACCAGAGACAAGUUACUCAGCACACCGCUGCACGUGGCGGUCCGGACGGGUCACUACGAGUGCGCUGAGCAUCUGAUCCACUGCGGCGCCGAUAUUAACUCUAGAGACAGAGAUGGAGACACACCAUUACACGACGCAGUGAGGAUCAACAGGUUCAAGAUGAUCAAACUGCUGCUGAUGUACGGCGCUAACAUCAAAAGCAAAAAUAAUGACGGGAAGACGCCGAUGGAGAAUCUGCUCUCGUGGCAGAACGGAGCCAAAACUAUCAUGAGUGACUUUAAAGAGCAGACGCUCCCUGUUUACGAGUGAAGAGAGAAAAGGGAUCGACCUGGUCAUUAAAAACCAAACUGAGAAAGAAAAAACUCCAGGCUUCACCACAUCUCACUCACGUUGAGGAAUCAGAUGCACGGUGAUCAGAUUUGAUUGUAAUUUCAUUGAUCAUGAUGCAUUUUUUGAACAUUUCUAAUCUCUUGUGUAAUUGUGUGAACUGAGAGAAUCAGGAAGCUGAUGGGUUUCAGAAAGUUGUUUAUGUGAUUUUAAGGAUGUUUCUUGACUUGAUGACGUGAUGACAGGGUUCGGCUACACAGUGACCUUUUGUAAUUUUUUUAUUUCCGCUGGCCUCGUCGCUACAGCACAAACAUUUAUAGAAAUAUUUUUGAUUGAAUGAUGGUGAAUACGCAGAGAAUUACAUUUUCAUGCUUUCAAGUCAAGUCAAGUUUAUCUCUAUUGCGCUUUUCACAACACACAUCGUCUCAAAGCAGCUUUACAGAAUUUAAGAGUUAAGGUGAAUGGUGUGUGUUUAUCCCUGAUGAGCAGCCUUGACGACUGUGGUGAAGGAAAAACACCCUUAGAUGUUGUGAGGGAGAAACUUUGAGAGGAACCAGACUCAAAAGCAGAACCUCAUCCUCAUUUGGGUGACAUCAAUAUAAGAUUAUGAGUAAUGUCCUUUCUACAGUCUUACACAGUCUGUACUUUACUUUACUUUACUUUUUAUUUAUUUGCUUGUUUUUGUGUGUGUGUGUGUGUGUGUGUGUGUGUGUGUGUGUGUGUGUGUCGGCGGUUAGCAUUUGUCCUGUCACUCUCAGUAUGAUGAUGAUGAUGAUGAUGAUGAUGAUGAUGAUGAUGAUGAUGAAGGUAAUGAGAGUUUUAAAGAUGUUGUUUUUGAGAUUUUAAAGAUUUCAUAAAGAACCUGUUUUGAUCUUUAUUUCAAUUUCAUGUA